AUGCUCGCUUUGUUCCUCUUGGCUCAACAUGUUCUUGCUAAGGAUACAUCAAACGAUUCUUAUAUUGUCAAGAAAAUCGAAUCUUGUCCGGACGAGGGUUAUUUCUUUAAACGGGACAUAAACUUCAACAUCAUAGAACCGAACUGCUAUCUUUGCUUCUGUCAGGAUAACGGAACAGCUGUCUGCUGGCUCAGGCAGAAUAAUAGAUGUGAUACUAAGUAUUAUUACCAUGCUGGGAGGAAAAAGAGAGAAAUCAGAUCACGGCGUUCUCCUGGACUCAGCGACAUAUUCUUUCGUGAUGCAUCUCGGGAUUUUUUCAACAAACGAAUGCCGGAACAAUGUAAGCCACACGAAUCGAGUUUCAGCAAGGGAUGCCCGCCUGCCGAUUGGUGCAUUGGUUGUACUGUGUGUGAUUGUGACGCAAACGGGCGAUGGGAUUGUCAUGUUCUAAGUUUUUGUCCUGAUGGUACAGGUAAAAAGCAAAUGAAAAAACGACGUGGUGCAGCUCGCAGUAAAAUUAUGAAAAGGCAACUAGCAACCAAUAAAGAAAUAGAUAAAAAGAGAACAACUACAAAAAUUAUGAAAAAGCCAACAAGAAAAAGUGCUAGGAAAAAUAAUAGAGGGAGCAAACCACAAAUAAAGCAAAACAAGGUAGAACGAAUUAAUGGAAAACAAAGAAAGCAACAAAAGAAGCCAAUCAGACGUACGCAACCAAAGAAGCCGAAACCACCGUGCCUUAUGCAAAAUUCAAGUAAAGGAAAAUCAAAGAAGCCAAUACUUAAAUCUAGCAAAAGCAAGGAUCUCAAAAUCAAUAAAAAUGAUGUGACUGCUAAAUUUGCUGAAAGUAUUCUUAAGAAGGUUAUGGCUUCAGUUGAAAAAUUCAUUAACGAAAGUCAAAAGAAUUCGAGUAAGUCGAACCAAUCUAAAAAUAUGAAGAAACGACCCAUGUCUAAACAUAAAAAAGGAAAUCAUAAAAACAGUGUGAAUACAGAUAGCAACAAAAUUAAAUCGAAAAUUUUAAAUGAUAAAAUAUGGUCAAGUGUUUCUUCAAGGAAAGCAAAUGAAAAAAUAAGAGCUAAUUGGAGGAGAAAGAGAGAUGUAGCAACCCAGGAAAUUAGUAACAAAUUAGUAUUGCCGCUAACAGUAACAAAUUCAACAACGACGGCAGCAUUUUAUAAUAUUAUGAAAGAUGAAAACAAAACGACAGAGAAUGACCAUAUAGCAACCGCAACAACUGAUGUGUUAUCAACCUUAGAUCAAACGACGGGGUAUGUCAGCGAAGGGAUAACUAACCAUAUUAACGAAGAAAUGAUUACGCAAACAAAUGAAAUCAUUUUAAAUAAAUCACAGAAACCUUCAAAAACAUUUUUAAAUACUCACAAAGAGAGAAAUAGCAGUGAAAUUAAUCUUCGUUUUAAUAAAACAAGUUACAAUUUAUCUGAAUCGUGUGGAAAAAUAUACGAAUAUGCUACAAAAUACGGAAUAACAAAUCUAACAGAAACACAACAAACGCAAAUUAAUUAUAUCAAGGAAAAUACUUUAAUUUUUAUUGAGUCAAUAGAAAAGUUUUCUAAAAUUUUGAUUGAUGUUAUAAAUAUUCUUAAAAUUGGAGAUAAACGAAACGAAACACAUUUUUAUCAUAAUUAUGCAAGAGAGCAAGAAUAUAUUAAAACAAAUAAUAGUAAGACGAUUAAUGACAAAUUGAAAAAACUAAUUACUUUAUUAGUCAAAAAUAAUUUGGUCCAGAAUAAAUUUAUGAAGAAAAUGUACGACAUACUAGUAACGUUAGAAGAUAAGGCAAAUACAACAUUUAACGACAAAUUAAAAGAGGUGAGUGUUGAGAAUAAAAAGAGUGAUUAUACUAAUACACUAGAAAAUUAUAUCAAAAACAUGUUUAAAAACCUUAGGAAAUUAAAAGCUCUACCAGAAAGAUUGAAUUCUAAAAUCAGAAAGAAAAGGGCAGCUAUAUACAACGAUGAUGCUGUAGAAUAUCUUUUAAUGCUUAUGGAAUAUUUAUUUAAGCAAAACAAGCCAUCGAAUCUUUCUCCAGUUCAUGAUGGUAUUGAUCUUUUAAUCGAAGCCAUUAAGAAUGCACCAGAUAUUAAGCCAAUUCAAAAGGAAGUGCUUUACAAUGAUAACUCACAAACAAAGCAUAGCGAUGAUUCUAUAAAUUUCCAUGGAAAAAAUGUAAUUGCGGAAGAAUAUAAAGAUACAAUAAAUAUAUUCAACAACAAAUUUAAACCUUAUGAACCACCUGAUAAUGAACACGAAUAUUUUACUGAUUAUAAAGAUUUUAAUAAAGAGAUACAAACGAGCACGCAACCUAACUCUACACCAGAAGAAGUUAAAAUACAGGAUAUAGUCACCAAAAAAACAGUCAGAGUCCACGUUGAUGAAAAUGCCAAAUUGGAUAAAUUUAAUGAAGAUAUGUUGAAUAAAGAAAAAGAAGUUAAGAGAUAUGAAGUAUUCGUCGAUGAUACUGCUGAAGAUGACACGCCUCUCGAUACUACAACUAUUGUAAUAGACACUUCUACAGUUACAGUUCCUAAUACAGAAUCAUUACAUACACGACCUACAGAUAAUAAAACAAUGAACAAUUACGAAGCGAGCGAUUCAGACAAUAAAGUUAAGCUAGAAUGGAUUGAAGAAACCUACGAUAAUGGACCAGAACGUGAAAAUACUACAAAAGUAAAAGAAACUACAACAGAAGCAAAUGAAAAAGUAACAAAAAAGAAAAUCAAGAAAAUUUAUGAUAAAUAUGCAGAUCCUGUGAGCAGUAUGUCACAUGAAGAUGGGGAACGAAAAUUAUAUACAGAUAGUGAGUCGUAUCACAAGCAGACAAGUCUUCUAAAUACAUUAGAUUAUGGACCUGAUAGAGAAUUGGACUCAGAUUCGAGGGAAGAAAAGGAUAACGUCGAUUCAUCUCCGCUGUAUUUUGUUUAG
Molecule: messenger RNA, 2943 nt
Organism: Vanessa atalanta (red admiral)
Lineage: Eukaryota; Metazoa; Arthropoda; Insecta; Lepidoptera; Nymphalidae
Exons: 8
Coding region: 1-2943 (980 amino acids)
Source: RefSeq, a predicted model, not a curated record